GGCUGUUGCUGCGAUCGGUGUUCCUCGAAAUGAAAAGUGUGCGCUGAAUAGAGGGAGUGUGCUGGUAUUUCUCCCUCAUCAACCUCUUCGCAAGCUUCGUGCAGCUCGGAUUACGUCGUUGGAAUCGGCGCGUGCGUGUUUGUGUUAUCAGUGAAGUGUUUUUUUUCUGUGCAUAACAAGUUCAACGAGGCGAGGCGCACUCCACCAACGAGGCAGAGGCGACCGUCGCUCGGGGGUCGUGAUUUGCGCGUUCCCGUCGGGGGGGGGAACUGGUGCAGAUCGCUAGGCCUUGCGCUACCGGAGCACAAGAUACGAAGACUCGUUUUUUCGCGAGUCAGACUGAUUAGUCGGCGUUUGUGAAACCAUGGAAGCCAUAGCGAAGCACGACUUCACGGCGACGGCCGACGACGAGUUGAGCUUUCGCAAGGGCCAAGUGUUGAAGGUUCUGAACAUGGAGGACGACAUGAACUGGUACCGGGCCGAGCUGGAUUCCAAGGAGGGCCUCAUUCCUAGCAACUACAUUGAAAUGAAGAAGCACGACUGGUAUUAUGGACGCAUUACACGAGCCGAUGCGGAGAAGCUUCUAUCGAACAAGCACGAGGGAGCCUUUCUGAUUCGCGUCAGCGAGAGCUCACCUGGUGACUUUUCUCUCUCUGUUCGCUGUGGUGAUGGCGUCCAGCACUUCAAGGUCCUACGAGACACGAUGGGCAAGUUCUUCUUGUGGGUAGUGAAGUUCGCUUCGCUUAACGAGCUGGUUGAGUACCAUCGCUCGGCCUCCGUCAGCCGCUCGCAGGACAUCAAGCUUCGCGACAUGCACCCCGAAGAGGAGACCACGCCCGGAGUCCAACCUCAGCCGAGGCACCAGCAUGUACUGACUCCCCUCAAGGUUCCGACAGGAAACAAUGCCGGCCAGACAGCUCAAGUCGGAGCUGGUGUACUGGAAGAUAAGAGCCAGUGCCUCGUGCAAGCCAUGUACGACUUCCAGCCCCAGGAGAACGGGGAGCUCGAGUUUCGUCGCGGUGACAUCAUCAACGUCCACGACCGCUCGGAUGCCAACUGGUGGGAGGGCGAGAUCGGCUCGCGCCGGGGGUACUUUCCGGCCACUUACGUGGUGCCCUACCACACGUAGUGUGCUCUCCCCGACGAGUCCACGCCGGGCGAAGGCCACUAUGGGCUGUCACAGUCUUGUCCCACGGCGCGGGCCACCCCAUCUGUAGGGAGAAGGAAGAGGGUGCUUUCUCCUCGCCGCGCGGUGAUCUGAAAUUUUGUCUAGCAAUGCCAGUCCAACGGGCUGGGCUCUUUGUAUUGCUUCAGUCCACGUGUGGCAGCAAUGGUCUGAACAAAAAAGCAUAGAUAGGUGCUGCAGUAACACAGCAUAAACUGCAAAGGAUGACCAUGUGACAAUUGGCGAUGAACUUCCUCAGACAUAACUUGGCUUUGAAAGUGUGAGUGUAGUGCUGGUUAUCGGGUGCUUCUUUUGUCUUGAUUAUGUCACGCUAUGACUAAGCAGCUCGAAGAGCCCACUAAGCAAGCCUGCCAUGUCUUUUUUUUUUUUUUUUCAAGCAGUGCAAGGUGCUCUUUUUCUCAGGCCACUCUCAAUCAAUGCGGCAUCGAAAAGUGGUAGGCUUGUGGACUCCCAAGUUGAGGUCGCUCACAGAGCACGUCAAGUGGGGGUAUGCCACAAAUGCACGAGGGGAGAUGCUAGGGGUGUCCCCGGACAGUUGUUGGGACCAGUAGUGUGUCCCCCAUUUAGUUUUGUCGUGCUCUUUUUUUUUUUUUUUGUACUGAGGAGAAUUUGACAUCAGGCCAGUUAUCCCCCCUGCCUUCCUCCUGAUAACAUUGAUCAGUGAAAUUCGCUGCAGCUAUGGCGGAGGCGCAGCCGAGGUCAUUAGUGUUUGUCGCUGUCCCCACACCGAAAGGUUGCCAGCCACAAUCGCUGUUAUCUGAAAGAGAAUUGCAACUUCGGAAAGCACCGGUUUACACCAAUUGUCGCUGGUGUGGCUCAACUGGUCAUCUAGUCUCUUCUCUCGUGAGACUCUUCCAAGUUUGGCUUCGCGAGGAAGCUCGGUGCAUUUUGAGGCUACUAUUGCGCCAAAGGGAGGCAUGUGUGUAAAACUGUUGGACAAACGCUGGCACUCCUGUAGUUGCAUUCUGUGCUUUACAGAGUAUGUCCACCGGGUUCCUCGGCUAGCUAAUAUCACUCAGUGCUGUUACAGCAGCGCCAGGUGGAGCAGCGUAGCCAUAUUCAGGGCUUCGUCGGCGUAUGUCACAGCAGAAAUGUUCUCGAUUACAUUUCACAGGAACAGGUUUACCUCUUUCAGUAUUCGCCAGGUUUGAAUAACAUCUUUUCAGCCACGAACAUGGAUUCGGUAUUUGCCGUCACAGGCGUGAUGUCUCAGGGCAGUGCGUGACACGGGUGCCUUAUCGUGUUGAGGCUACAGAACGUGAAAGGCUGUGAAGACCGCAAUGCUUAUCGCCUAGGUAUGCCUUGUGGGUAGCUAAGCGGUGCGAGGAAAGUAGGGGGUCACCCAGAGCUUCCCGCAUUCUUUGUUGAGGAGGCAGGGUCAAUAAGUUGUGGAACGGGAGUCUCGCGCACCAUUUUCUACUUGCACAGCAUUCACCAGAACCUGGCAUGACGCACAGUGCGAACUUCAAACCAUGAUGAGGCAACGACCAUGGGUGAACUGUAAACUGGAUCUGUGGACACGCUCUACUACUUCGGGAACCGUUGGAUAGCAGCAGUUGUGAAGUGGAAGCAUGGUAUUGUAAGUGUUUGUUUUGUGGUUCAUAAAGUAAGGGUAGGAGCAACUCUGAAGGAGCCACAACUUUGCCAGCACUGUUAAGUGCAGUUUACACAGCCCAUGUUUCUUUUUUCUUUUUAUGUUAAUCCACAUCCUGACAGCUUAUCGUUGCACUUUUGUUUUUCAUCUGCUCAAAAAAUUGUGUGGUGUCAGUAUCGUCCAUUCUAGAAAAAUGCUAUCAAUUCUGCAACUUUUCUGGAUUCCACAUUGCUUCAUUUGCCGAGGCACAUCUCCCAACAGCAUGCAGUAGUAAAUAAGCCCAUCAAGCUACUGUGCCAAAUCAUGAAUAGGCCAUACUUCUCUACGAGUAGGCAGCUUUUGUCUGUGGCAUAGAGAAAAGGACAAUCCGGUGCAUGUUGCAACAUUUGGGGUAAGAAACAUCGGGUUGGUUUCGCAUCUGAUAAGCCAUCAUCCUUCCAGAUUUGCAUAUAAGUGUGCCAUCUGCUUGAAAGUUUGUGGAAGCCCAGACACCCUGCCUUCAGGAGACUUCCGGUUAGUCCAUAACUCUGUCAAGUAUUCUUUUAGUGGCCACCAGAAAAGGGCUACCUUGACACUGCGCCCUUUUGAGCUGCUGCUAAUGUUAUGAUACUUUUGAUAUGAAAAAUGUAUGGGAAAGCCUUUCCUUUGAGCUCAGUGUUACGGAUGCCAGCAUUGUGUUUGCUUUGCCAAAUUGACAAGAGCAUAUUGUGUCCGUUGCUUUGUAUGAACUAGAGUGUGUAGGCAACCCGCAAUUGUCCUGUACACGUGCAUUCCGCAUCUUAAGCUAGCCGAAUGUACGGCAAAAUGCUGUGGUGGUGCCAUCUGUUCACGUGUUGCACGAUUUAUUCUGCGUAGACCAGACGUGGUAGAGGAGGAACGUGGCAGGAACAAAGAGCUGCGCCCCGUUCGGCUUUGACACCGGAGGGUUGUCCGAGGACUCCAUGCCGCGAGCUUUUGGAAAGCAUUGCAGAUCUCUUUGUGUACAAGUUGAAGAUGUCUUGCACUUCUUUUUAUACCUUGCUGUUCUCGUUAGUUGCGGCUGCAACGGAUGUGUCAUUGCUGCGGUGUUGCUCGUGCAUUGCGGUAAUGGUGUGCACGCUUAAAUUUCGAUCCCAGUUUGGCAACCUGUAACAGCUUUGUCUGGUCUGCUUAAAGCCCUCUGAGGCAUACAGUCUUGCUGGUCCCCAUGCAGAUUGUGCCUAUCUCUGCUUUUACCUUAUCAGCUGCAUUGCUCUAUGACAGCUCACUGUCUCGUUAUCGUGGAACAUAGAGCGAUUGUAGUGUUCCUCGCCGUUACUCGUCUACCCCAUCCUGUUCUAUUUUUUUUUUGUGGGGCCAGGGAUGAACCUUACUUUCUCUUGUACUAUUAUUCUCUUCGUUUUUGUUCAAAGUUUGUUUUAGAAGUCUAUUCGUUUUUUUUCCUGUUUUUUUUUUGUCAUUCAUUUAAAGACAGCAGUAUGCAAGUGAAUAGUGUGAGUGUGUUUGUAUGUAUAUAUACUGCCAAUGCUUUCCAUCUCCUCACCCCCUUUGUGUCUUCCUUAUACCAAUUUUUGUUUUUAGCACAAAUACGGAAAUACAGAUGUGUUGCAAUUAUGGGCUAAUAUAAUAAGGCACCGCUUCUUCGGUUCAACGGAAGCACUGUCAUGGGCCACUGCCUGUUUCAUGUUUAUGUACUGUCAUAGAGAGUUUGUCUGCUUUGCUUCUUUAUUGCCAUCUUGACACCACUAUUUUGCUAUGGGCGCUCAAUUUGACCUUUGUUUGUGUGGUCCUGCGGCUUCUGUACCCUUUCUCGCACUCUUUUGGGACACGAGACAACGGCCGCAGCAAAGUGUGUCGUCUAGUCAGCCGUCCCCCCCUCCCUCCCGCAUCCUCCGUGUCUCGUGCCCCUUGCUCGCAUGUUGCAUCCGGCUACAGUGGCCGUCUCGCAGGUCUCUCGAGCUUGACUUCAAGCAAGAGCUACGAAAUCGUCCAUGCAGUGUACGGGGCCUCGAGUAGCAAAGGGGGAUUCAGUUCUUUAUGGCAUCCUCUGGUGGUUCUGGCAACCUUUAUGUUGUUUAGGAGGUGCUUGGUUCUGGCAUCCGUAAAGUUAUUACUACCACUAGAACUUCCAAUCAUAGCAGCAUCAUUAUGGUCUUCACUAGACACGUUUAUCAUCAGUGAUCUGUAAUGGCGUUAUGGAUGCCAAAACAUGCAUUUGUAAUGGAAUCCGUAUGUCCUUCAUCAGGCACGUUUUAUCGUCAGUGGUUUGUAGUAGCUUUACGAAUGCCAUAGCGUGCAUGUGUGAUGAAAUACAUAUUUUCUUCACUAGGCAUGUUUGUCAUCAAUAAUCCGUAAUGGCGUUGUAGAUGCCAGAACGUGCAUUUCUAACACAUUCAUAUGAUCUUUAACAGGCACUUCUAGGCACAUUUGUUGCCUGGUCCAUAAUGGUAUUAUGGAUGCCAGAACAUCCAUUUGUAAUGGAAUCUGUAUGUUCUUCACCAGGCUCUUCACUACGCUUGUUUGUCAUCAGUGAUCUGUAAUGGCUUUACCGAUGCUGGAGCGUGCAUUUGCGGUGGCAUCCAUAUUGUAUUUACCAGGCACUUCACUAGGCACGCCUGUCAUCAGUGAAUCAUACAGGCAAUACAAAUGCCAAAACGUGCAUUUGUAAUCGAAUACGUUCAUUAUUCACCAGGCAUUUCAUUAGGCACAUUUCUCGUCGCUGAUCUGCCGUGGCUUAGGUAUGCCAGAAUGUGCACUUGCUAUGGAACCAGUAUGUUCUUCACCAGGCACUUCUCUAGGCACAUCAUCAGUUAUCCGUAAUGGCAUUACGGAUAACUGUGCAUAUUUAAUGACAUCUAUAUAAUCUUUACUAGACACUUCUGUAGUCAGUGCUCUUGCUUCGUGUUUUUUAUUUCUCAACACGAGUAGUACUGGCUUUUGUGGCAAGGCUCACAGUGUCUUUCUUUCAUCGCCUGCUAUUGGAUGUCUUUCCUGGGCAUUGUUGGCAACAAUUUAGUCACGUGUCCUCGGCUCCGGCCCAUGACAUCUACACAUUGAUUCGCCUCCUUGGUGGAUCGAGUUGAAACUUUGAAAAUAUAUGUGUUGCACCAACUGUAGUGCUUCGGUGAUAUCCUAGACUUGCAUUUGUAUGCCUAGCCAGUUUACUGAAUCACCAUCGUGCUCAGGCAGAUUUUCAUUACAACAGUGACCGAGCAGUAUAGGCAGGUAAUGUCAUUCAAUUCGGAGCUAUGUAAUAGGAAGGCCAUUUUUAUUGUGAACAUGCGUAUAUCACAUAGUUCGCAGCUACUUGUGCACAAAAAUUGAUGUCUCCUCUGUUGCAUGUCUGCGAAUGAAACUCUCCUGUCCUACGUAGCCUGGUGGAAUGGAACCUGUCUGCAGAUUGCCAGCAUGUUUAUUCUGGCAAAAUGACCAAACUUCUCUGAUGACAUUACAUGUGGACUUGGAUGUGCACACGGUAUGGUGCUUUGCUUAGUAUUUGCUGCCUUAUAUGCUGAAUUUCAACAGCAUGCACUACCCUUCAACCUAUAGCUCAUUUUACUUUGUUUGAAUGUGUAAACGACCCUGUCAUGCCACCAGGUACAGGGAUGCCAUCCCAUACAUUGAGGGCCUCUAAUAGACUUUUUUUUUGGUGGCUUCUCUUUUUUUUUUCUCUCUCUUUUUCUUAGAGCCACUGUUGCGUGUUUGUUUUCCCGACUUUGGUAUACCGUCUGUGGCAGCAGCCGUAUUGCUUCUCACAUACACACAUAUUUAGCAAAGUCUUCCAGUGUUUUGUCCAUUUGCAUUCACACGUUUUUGUCUCACAUUGAAACACUUCUGUGGUCACACACUUACAUUUUAUGGUCGGAAGUGAGGUGUGGAGACACGGCAGGUAGAUUGCCUUGCUUUAGUUGAACUGCGCCUAAGUGAGUGUUUUUCAUUAUGGCUGCAUCAAGCAGUGUCAGGCCCCUCUUUGUCACUCUCUUUUGUGUUUUUUUUUCUUUUACCUUUUCUGCAUACUCUAAAUCUCUUUGAGUUAGGGGGAGAAGUCUCACAGAUCGUUGGCGGGCUUUUGAUGUCAUCGCAGUGAGCUCUUUGGUACUGCAAGUGUGUGCACUUUCCACCUUUCAGUCUUUGUGCCACAGUGUGCAUGUUGUAUCCUGAACACCACCCUGCUUCAAAGUCGAUACACUUUGUGCUGGCAUUUGUCCAGCGUACUUUCCUUUGGCUCUGAGUUGAUGUUUGCUUCAUGGGGGAAUUUCUACAAGCCCUCGAAGGAGCAUUGUCGAGGAAAUCCUACUGGAACAAAUCUUGCCUUUGCUACUACUACUGCUACUGCUCGUCCAGUAGUGUUGUGCACAGUUCAGGUUUUGGUCCGUCUUUCGGCAAAACCUUUGUACACACACACUGGUGGAGUGCUUGAGUGGCGGCAGCCUUACUGGAAGAAGAGCACUCAAGAACUGUCUAGGCAGGCUUUUUUUUUUCUUUUUUGCAUUCUUUUAUUAAGCUGCACAGGUGAGAUGUGCCGUGUUUCGCUUUAUGUGCUUUCGUGCACUUGUUUGCUCAGCACUGUCCCCGAGUUGUAGCGAUACUUUCAGGAGCUGUUCUUCCUGUAGAAAACCUUUUUUUUAGUGUUGUUCUUCAUGGUGAGAACACCAACCGAGCUUUGAAGUGAUGUCUGUUUUGAAGAAAUUUUAUGUAAAAGUGUGCGUGUGUGUGUGUCGUGAGUGUGGUGUGCUUUUUUUUCUGCAUGGUGGUUCUACAAGUGUACAUGCGAUCGGUAUAAAAAAAUGUGAACCUGUUACUUGAGAACAAAAAUAAAAUCAAUUGUUUCUUUA
Rhipicephalus microplus (southern cattle tick) is the source of this 7594-nucleotide messenger RNA. RefSeq names its product growth factor receptor-bound protein 2 drk (gene drk). The record is from RefSeq and is a predicted model, not a curated record. Lineage: Eukaryota; Metazoa; Arthropoda; Arachnida; Ixodida; Ixodidae. Gene Ontology annotation, molecular function: protein binding.